AUGCAGUCGGCGACGCAUAUCAACGAUCUUCCCAACGACGUCCUCGCUAAGAUACUAUGGCACUGCGAGGAGAACACAUCUUGGCUUUCCGACAGUGACGCGUUAUGGUCUCGCCAUCUAUUGUGGCCGAAGCCACAGUACCUUCGCUCAAUCCCGAUCGACGAAGAUUCCAGCCCCGAGGAAGAGACGACUCUAAUUCCAACUCCCUCCGCCGUUCCAAGCGCUGCCAAGAUCGCCCUCCUCUCCUCCGUGUGCCGUCGUUGGCGCGCUCUAGCGAAGCGAGACGUCUCCACCCUCCUCGUGGAACGAAAUCGCGUCAUUUCCCUCCAAGAACUCUCGCACGCCGUCGCUCGCUUCCCGAACCUCACCCACCUCCAUCUGUGCGACGGCAGCGUUGAAACCCUAGACGACAACUUCCUAUCUCACCUCGCAUCGUCAUGUCCCAACCUGAGAAUCCUCCACGUAGGAAGCGAAAUCACGCACGAUCCGGGCUACGCCGGAUGGAAGCAUCAGCACCCGAUCACCGAAGCGGGCCUGGAUCGGUUCUUCAAGCAAUGCUCUCAGCUGGAGCAGCUUUCACUCCUCUGCCUCCAUUUGGACGUGGAGCUACCGCCUUCUUUCUUCCACCUAACACGCCUACACACCCUCGCCUUAACAACCGCCUCCGCCUUAGAAGAUCCAGAUCUGGAAAGCCUCACCGCUCUCACCACUCUCCAUAUCGCCUCCGUGGAGUUGAGCAUUGAGCAGCUCUCGAAUGUGCGUCGCCUUCCCAGCAUUACCACCCUCUCCGUCUCUACCCGGACGAGCUUUUAUCCUGACGACCCAGGCUCGGCUGAGUUCACCAUCGCACAUUGCCUCGAGUUUCGCUGCCUGCCCGAAAACGUUGGGAGAUUAUCUGCCCUGAAAACUCUGGUUCUGGAGAAGCUGCCGCUGUCAAGCCUCCCUGACUCCCUCUGCCAGCUCAGCGCCUUGGAGACCUUCUUUCUGCUCUGGUGCGAGCCAAUCCACGAGCUGCCAGCAGGGUUCGGCUGCCUCACAGCUCUCAAGACCCUUUGCCUCGGACGAGUGGCGCUUCCAGUAGACAUAGGACGGCUGUGUAACCUCCAGACGCUUCUUGUGAGAGAGAGCUCUCAUCAGCGCCAUCUCCCGUCCUCCUUAACCGAGAUCUCCUCGCUGACAAGGCUGGAGCUGGAGCUGUGCCACGUGGAAGCGCUUCCAGAGGGCGUGGGAGAGCUGAGCAACCUGCGGGAGCUGCACGUCUCCUGCUGCUCGCAUCUCACGGCCCUUCCAGCGUCGGUGACGUGCCUGACUCGCCUCGAAACUCUCACACUCUCCGGCUGCAGAGAGCUCGCCUUCGUGCCCACUGGGUUGGACGGCCUUACAAGGCUCAAGCAGCUGGUGGUGACUUGGUGUGACGCGCUGAAGCACCCUCCUCAGGUCCUGCCGGCCUCGCUUGAAGGCGCGGGACACGUCCAAAGGCUGCCGCCCGAUAUGGGGACGGUGUUGCCGCAGCUGCGGAAGCUGAAGCUUUGCGCGGACGAGUUGAGGGAGCUGCUAGCGAGUGUCACAGCUCUUGAGAACCUCACGAGCUUGGAGGUUCACUAUGCGUCCCAACUGGCCUCUCUCCCAGAUGGCAUCGGUGCCUUGUGUCGGCUUCGGCAGCUGCAACUCCUUUUCUGCGAGCAGCUUGAGCAGCUGCCUGCCUCUCUCACCUGCCUUACCUGCCUGAACGAGCUGGCAAUUCCGCACAGCUCCAUCCGCUCCCUGUGUCCCAACUUUGCGCGGCUUACGCGACUCAAAUCUCUGAGCUUGUCGGGCUGUGCGAAGCUGCAGGCGCUGCCAGGGGAGAUGAGUGAGCUGAAGAAAGCGGGUGAAUCAUAG
Closterium sp. NIES-65 is the source of this 1881-nucleotide messenger RNA. NCBI's taxonomy places the organism in Eukaryota, Viridiplantae, Streptophyta, Zygnematophyceae, Desmidiales, Closteriaceae. The record is from the annotation of a GenBank genome assembly.